GGAGGCAAAAAUCGCCGUCGUGGAAAGAACGAAAAUGAUGAUGACAAGCGCGAGCUAGUGUUCAGAGAAGAUGGACAGGAGUAUGCACAAGUUAUCAAGAUGCUUGGAAAUGGUCGUCUAGAGGCGCAGUGCUUCGACGGAGAGAAGCGGCUAGCGCACAUUCGAGGAAAGAUGCGGAAAAAAGUCUGGAUUAAUCAAGGCGAUAUCGUCUUACUGUCCCUACGAGAUUUCCAGGAUGACAAGGCAGAUGUAAUUGUCAAGUAUACCGCGGACGAGGCUAGAAAUCUCAAAGCAUAUGGCGAGCUGCCAGAGAACGCCAAGAUCAACGAGACAGAUGCAUUCGGUGAAGAAGAUGGAGAGUGUACAUUUGAGUUCGGCGACGAAGGAGAGGUGGACAUCGAUGAUAUCUAG
Messenger RNA from Lentinula edodes (shiitake mushroom), 411 nucleotides. RefSeq names its product nucleic acid-binding protein. Gene Ontology annotation, biological process: translational initiation. Gene Ontology annotation, molecular function: RNA binding; translation initiation factor activity. The annotation marks the transcript as partial. Gene Ontology annotation, cellular component: cytoplasm. The transcript is spliced from 3 exons. The record is from RefSeq and is a predicted model, not a curated record. Lineage: Eukaryota; Fungi; Basidiomycota; Agaricomycetes; Agaricales; Omphalotaceae.